Molecule: messenger RNA, 2925 nt
Organism: Nothobranchius furzeri (turquoise killifish)
Lineage: Eukaryota; Metazoa; Chordata; Actinopteri; Cyprinodontiformes; Nothobranchiidae
Gene: mmut
Product: methylmalonyl CoA mutase
Cellular component (GO): mitochondrion; cytoplasm
Molecular function (GO): metal ion binding; methylmalonyl-CoA mutase activity; cobalamin binding
Source: RefSeq, a predicted model, not a curated record
UUUACUUCCGGUGCAAAGGUCAAAGGUAACGAUACCGCCCUGCAAUUGGCUUAUUGUCAGUGUUCUCAAGUUUGAUUGGACAGGAAAAUACACGCCUUACAUCAGCGUGAGCGACCACAACAAACUAAAUAACCUACAAGGUCAUCCAUGUUUGUCUGACUGAAUCUGUAUCCAGGAUGCUGACGGCACACAGGGCAUGUGCAGCACUGGCUGUACGAAGCUUGUUUGGAGCUCCAUUGUCUUACACACACGGCUUUCAAGUUCACACUUCAGUAGCACGUCCGGACCGGGUUGAGCUGCACCCAGAGUGGGCCAGCUUGGCUAAGAAACAGCUGAAGGGAAAGAACCCAGAAGACCUCAUCUGGCACACUCCAGAGGGAAUCAACAUCAAACCAGUAUACACCAAGAAAGACUCAGAAAAACUUGCUGAUGAACUGCCGGGAGUGUUUCCCUACACUAGAGGGCCCUACCCCACCAUGUACACUUACAGACCUUGGACAAUUCGACAGUAUGCCGGCUUCAGCACCGUGGAGGAGAGCAACAAGUUUUAUAAAGAUAACAUUAAAGCUGGUCAGCAGGGUCUGUCUGUGGCCUUUGACCUCCCAACGCACCGCGGUUAUGACUCAGACAACCCCAGGGUUCACGGUGACGUGGGCAUGGCUGGAGUAGCUAUAGACACGGUGGAGGACAUGAAGAUGCUCUUUGACGGAAUCCCCCUGGAGAAGAUGUCCGUCUCCAUGACGAUGAACGGAGCUGUCAUUCCUGUGCUGGCCAUGUUUAUUGUCACCGGGGAGGAGCAGGGUGUUCCAAAGGAAAAACUAACUGGCACCAUUCAGAAUGAUAUUUUAAAAGAGUUUAUGGUACGAAACACCUACAUUUUCCCCCCGGAGCCUUCCAUGCAUGCCAUUGCAGACAUUUUCGCCUACACCUCUAAGCACAUGCCCAAGUUUAACUCCAUAUCCAUCAGUGGCUACCAUCUUCAGGAGGCUGGUGCCGAUGCUAUCUUAGAGGUAGCUUACACCAUAGCUAACGGUCUGGAGUACUGUCGAACGGGUCUGAAAGCAGGUCUGACCAUCGAUGAGUUUGCUCCAAGGUUGUCCUUCUUCUGGGGUAUAGGAAUGAAUUUCUACAUGGAAAUAGCCAAGCUGAGGGCAGCCAGGAGGUUAUGGGCCACUCUGAUUAAAGAAAACUUCCAGCCCAAGAACACCAAGUCCCUCCUGCUGCGCACCCACUGCCAGACGUCAGGCUGGUCUCUCACAGAGCAAGAUCCGUACAACAAUGUGAUUCGUACCGUAAUCGAAGCCAUGGCUGCUGUGUUUGGCGGCACCCAGUCGCUACACACCAACUCUUUUGAUGAAGCUCUGGGAUUACCAACGGUGAAGAGUGCCCGCAUCGCUAGAAACACCCAGAUCAUUGUCCAAGAAGAGUCAGGCAUCCCUAAGGUGGCCGAUCCCUGGGGGGGCUCACACAUGAUGGAAGCUCUGACUGAUGACGUCUACAAUACUGCUCUGAAGUUCAUUAAAGACAUCGAAGAGAUGGGAGGCAUGGCCAAAGCUGUGGCAGAGGGGAUUCCAAAACUUCGGAUUGAGGAAUGUGCGGCACGAAGACAGGCUCGCAUUGACUCAGGGUCAGAAGUCAUUGUUGGGGUGAACAAGUAUCGUCUGGAGAAGGAGGAGACCGUGGAGGUGCUCGCCAUAGACAACACCUCAGUUCGUCAGAGACAGAUUGAAAAGCUAAACAAGGUGAAGGAGUGUCGUGAUGCUGAAGCUGCACUGAAGUGCCUGGUGGACAUAGAGGAGUGUGCUCGAACCAGGAAGGGGAACCUCCUGGCUCUAGCUGUGGAGGCAGCACGAGUCAGAUGCACGGUUGGUGAAAUCACUGACGCAAUGAAGAAAGUGUUUGGUGAACACAAGGCCAGCACCAGGAUGGUGAGUGGAGCUUACCGCAGCGAGUUUGGUGAGCAUGAGGAGAUCUCCGUGGCCCACGGCAGAGUUGCAGAAUUUAAAAGCCAAGAGGGCAGGAACCCUCGGCUCCUGGUGGCAAAGAUGGGGCAGGAUGGCCAUGACAGAGGAGCUAAAGUCAUCGCCACUGGCUUUGCAGACUUGGGCUUUGAUGUGGACAUUGGACCACUGUUCCAGACUCCCGUUGAGGUGGCCCAGCAGGCCGUGGACGCAGACGUCCACUGUGUUGGAGUCAGCACGCUCGCUGCCGGACACAAGACCCUGGUCCCAGAGCUCAUCAAGGAGCUGCGGAAGCUCAACAGGCCAGAUAUCCUCGUUAUCUGCGGAGGAGUCAUCCCACCACAGGACUACGAGUUCCUGUAUCAGAGUGGUGUGUGUGCCAUCUUCGGCCCUGGAACCAGGAUCCCACAAGCUGCCGUCGAAGUCAUCGACAACAUAGAGAAGAGUUUGGAGAAUAUACGGCAAGCCAUGUAGAACAAUAACACAUUUUUAAUUAGAAUCUGACACAUUGAACAAGGAGGUAAAACUAGCUGUUUUUGAAUGACAAAUUCUGAGUUUAAGUAACUUCUGGUCACCUAGUGCAUUAUUUUUUAUUUUUUCACACCAGGAUAAUCACUUUACAGCCAUUUUAAACAUUUGAUGAUAAUGUGAAGCUACUCUGAGUGUAUUUUUGUUAAUCAUUUGCAGUUUUCUGGCUGUGUGAUUUAAUGUUGGUGUAGUGGAGAUUAAAGGUGAAAUCAAAACAAACAGCUUAACUGUCAUCUGCUUCUAAUGUUCAUGAGUUUUAUCUUUCUAAAAGUGCCCCCCCCCCCCCUUCUCCAUCCAUCAGUUUAAUUCAAAUGCUUUGUGCACAGAAAGAAAAUCCCUUGAACAGUCCUCACAUUGUUAGAAGCAUUUUUGUACCUUUAUUGGCAUCUUGUUUUGCACGCUUUGGUCUAAAUAAAGCGUGUUACCUUGAAAAGGA